This is a messenger RNA of Tachyglossus aculeatus (Australian echidna), 2661 nucleotides long. It is a transcript of the gene ZBTB20, whose product is annotated as zinc finger and BTB domain containing 20. The transcript has 6 exons. Gene Ontology annotation, molecular function: RNA polymerase II cis-regulatory region sequence-specific DNA binding; DNA-binding transcription factor activity, RNA polymerase II-specific; protein binding. The coding region runs from base 456 to 2609 and encodes 717 amino acids. The record is from RefSeq and is a predicted model, not a curated record. NCBI's taxonomy places the organism in Eukaryota, Metazoa, Chordata, Mammalia, Monotremata, Tachyglossidae. Gene Ontology annotation, biological process: regulation of transcription by RNA polymerase II.
UUCAGACUGCCUGAAGUUACGUUUAGAGGCUGGAAUCUCUGCACCUUGCAAACAAAGAGCCCGACCUCCUCUGCGUUCCUCUCCCGGGCGAUCAAUCACGCUACGGAUUCCUCAGCGAGGGGCAGCGCCUCAGCUCUGGGCAGACGUGGCUCCCCCUGCUCCCGGGCCCCAAUGAACACCUGCACUAGGCCCCAGGCCUGGAGUGAUUUGCCUGAGGAGUGACCUGUGCACAACUACUGAAGAAACCCAAGACAGCUGAGCACCAGAAGGCGUCUGAGGAGAUGCGAUUCCCCAGCCAAGUGGCUGCAGUGCCCCGCCAGGCUUACCCUGCCUGAACUCUGAAGCCGGACGGCCGCCAAGCCCCCACUCGGCCCCGCCCCCAGCCCCCCGACACAUUCACUGACGAACUGCGGGCUCGCACCGGCUCACCUGAUUGGGACAGCAGUUGCAAGGGGAUGAGCGAGCGUGUCCACAGCAUCAACCUCCACAACUUCAGCAAUUCCGUGCUCGAGACCCUCAACGAGCAGCGCAACCGUGGCCACUUCUGUGACGUGACGGUGCGGAUCCACGGGAGCAUGCUGCGGGCCCACCGCUGCGUGCUGGCGGCCGGCAGCCCCUUCUUCCAGGACAAGCUGCUGCUGGGCUACAGCGACAUCGAGAUCCCGUCGGUGGUGUCGGUGCAGUCGGUGCAGAAGCUCAUCGACUUCAUGUACAGCGGCGUGCUGCGCGUGUCGCAGUCGGAGGCGCUGCAGGUGCUCACGGCGGCCAGCAUCCUGCAGAUCAAGACGGUCAUCGACGAGUGCACGCGCAUCGUCUCGCAGCACGCGGGCGACGCCUACCCGGGCGCGCCCACGGACUCGGGCCGCGACACGCCGCGGGGCACCCCCGAGUCGGGCACGUCGGGCCAGAGCAGCGACACGGAGUCGGGCUACCUGGCGGCGGGCCCGGGCCCGCACAGCGUGGACCGCAUCUACUCGGCGCUGUACGCCUGCUCCCUGCAGAACGGCAGCGGCGAGCGGUCCUUCUACAGCGGGGCGCUGGUCAGCCACCACGAGACGGCGUUGGGGCUGCCCAGGGCCACGGCCGCAGCCCUGGAGGAGCCCGGCUGGAUCGCGCGCAUCCACGAGCGCUCGCAGCAGGUAGAGCGCUACCUGGCCGCCGCCGCCGCCGCGCCCGAGACCACGCACUGCCGCAAGCAGCCCCGGCCCGUGCGCAUCCAGACCCUCGUGGGCAACAUCCGCAUCAAGCAGGAGCUGGACGACGACGACGACGACGAAGGCGGUGGUGGUGGCGGCGACGGCGGGGACGGCGGUGGCGACGAGGAGGAGGGUGGGGCCGCGGGCGCCACCGCCGCCAGGGACGAUGCCGACCCCGGGGGAGCGGCCGGCGGGACCCCCGAGGGCGCCGGGGGCUGCUGCGGACGUGGGCCCCGGGGCCCGCCCGAGCGGCGCGGAGAGGCGGCCGACAGGCCCGACGACCCCGAGCCGGCCGAGGGCGCCGACAGCGAGCCCAAGGGCGAGAGCUUCGACUCCGGGGUCAGCUCGUCCGUCGGCACGGAGCCGGACUCCGCCGAGCAGCCACCCGCCGCCGCCCGCGAGGCCCCGGCCGAGCCCGCCCCAGCCGAGCGCCCCGACCCGCCGGCCCCAGCCCCCGCGCCCUGCCCGGAGCCCGCCCCAUCCCCGGAGCGGGCUGGAGCAGGAGGAGGAGGAGGAGGAGGAGAGCGGGCCGGCGAGGAUGACGCGGACGGCGUCCUGCUUGCCCUGGGCCCCAGCGGGCCCGACAAGGGCGCCCCGCAGCCCGCGGCCCAGCCCCUGCCCGGCGCCCAGCUCUACCUGCGCCAGACAGAGACCCUCACCAGCAACCUGCGGAUGCCCCUGACCCUGACCAGCAACACCCAGGUCAUCGGCACGGCCGGCAACACCUACCUGCCCGCCCUGUUCACCACGCAGACGGCCGGCGGCGGCCCCAAGCCGUUCCUGUUCAGCCUGCCACAGCCCCUGGCCGGGCAGCAGGCACAGUUUGUCACCGUGUCCCAGCCGGGCCUGUCCACUUUCACGGCCCAGCUGCCGGCGCCCCAGCCCCUGGCCCCGCCGGCCGGCCACGGCGCCGCUGGGGGCCCCGCCGAGAAGAAGCCUUACGAGUGCACGCUCUGCAACAAGACUUUCACCGCCAAACAGAACUACGUCAAGCACAUGUUCGUCCACACGGGCGAGAAGCCGCACCAGUGCAGCAUCUGCUGGCGCUCCUUCUCCCUGAAGGACUACCUGAUCAAACACAUGGUGACCCACACGGGCGUCAGGGCCUACCAGUGCAGCAUCUGCAACAAACGCUUCACCCAGAAGAGCUCUCUGAACGUGCACAUGCGCCUGCACCGCGGAGAGAAGUCCUACGAGUGCUACAUCUGCAAGAAGAAGUUCUCUCACAAGACCCUGCUGGAGCGCCACGUGGCCCUGCACGGCUCCAGCAACGGCGGCCCGGCCCGCGCCGGUCCCCCUGGCCCGCCAGCCUGCACGGAGGGCACCACCUACGUCUGCUCCGUCUGCCCCGCCAAGUUUGACCAAAUCGAGCAGUUCAACGACCACAUGCGGAUGCACGUGUCAGACGGAUAAGUACAUCUUCUCCCUCUCUCCCUUCCUCCCUCCCUCCCUCCCUCCCCCCAGC